Truncatella angustata is the source of this 991-nucleotide messenger RNA. RefSeq lists its product as uncharacterized. The coding region runs from base 136 to 858 and encodes 240 amino acids. The transcript is spliced from 4 exons. The record is from RefSeq and is a predicted model, not a curated record. NCBI's taxonomy places the organism in Eukaryota, Fungi, Ascomycota, Sordariomycetes, Amphisphaeriales, Sporocadaceae.
CCUCAUUCGAUCCACACUAUCGAGGAACAAGACUGGCCUCAAACGCGACAAACACGACUACUACGGUUAUUGAUCCAUUCACAACCAGUUGUGCACCCUCGAUUGUCAAUUGUCCAAAUAGCAUUACGUUACAGGAUGACGUGCGUGUGCCAGCACACUUCAAUGAGGCUGGCUGUUUUUAGUUGUUGGUGCUUAAACCACUUUGGGUUGUGCACUUCAAAGCCUGCUAGCGUAGGAAGUGAAAGAGCCGCUUGCUGUUCUGGUCGACAUCUGGAGCGGGAACCAAACCGAACCCUUGUCCGAACAAGAGCCCAAAUUGAUCCUAGGACAUCCACGCCAUCAGAAUUGACUACGGUCAGUAUUCAUCCAUUCGCAACCAUUUGUGUGUACUCGAUUGUCCAGAUUGCGCUACGUUACAGGAUGACGUAUGUGUGUCCUUUCAUGUGGCUGAGACUGAGGCCGUUUCUGCAAGUCGGUGCCAUUCAUUCGUUACAACAUGCGCUCACGACAGAAAGCGAGAAAGAAACAAGACAGAAAAUGGCUUCAUGGGCGAAGGCUGCCGAUGAGGGACAUGAAAUGGUAGCCCGGCAUGGCAUGAGUCCUGUUUCUGAGCCUACUUUUCUCGUGCUGUACUCACGGAACCACUGCUCAUCAUUCAGACGCAUAGACAUGAGAUUUUGCCAAGUUCGUUUUCUUAGCGCGAACGCAAGCGUGUCAACGAUAGCUCAGCCUAAGCAGCAGAAAGACUACAUUCCUAGUAGGUCAUUCACGCAAGAGAACUAUUGUUUAUCAUUUUAUCACUGUAUAUUUGGUUUAUUUGCAGGUUAUGUGACGUUAUGGAUUUGUUCAUGCAACUAGAUAAUGGUCUUUCCGACAGAUAACUAGGUUCGUAGCCAGCACCACGUACAGUUGCAGAAUCCGUCUUCGCCGACCUCAUCCCAGCGAUUAUGUCCAGGGGAAGCGGUGGUAACGCUGACCUGCCACAGCGAAG